Macadamia integrifolia is the source of this 636-nucleotide messenger RNA. Its product is annotated as probable mannitol dehydrogenase. Bases 1 to 636 code for a protein of 211 amino acids. Gene Ontology annotation, biological process: lignin biosynthetic process. The transcript is spliced from 3 exons. The record is from RefSeq and is a predicted model, not a curated record. Lineage: Eukaryota; Viridiplantae; Streptophyta; Magnoliopsida; Proteales; Proteaceae. Gene Ontology annotation, molecular function: cinnamyl-alcohol dehydrogenase activity.
AUGAACUUUACUUUUAUGCAGGUUGAUGAGGUUAAUCAGCUAUCUGAUCUAACCUGGAGGAAGAAACAAGCCUCAAACUCUCCAAUUGCUAUACUUGACUUGGAGAAUUACUGCCCCAAACCUAUCCUUACAUACAAUUAUGUCAUCUACGAUGGCUCAACAACCUUUGGUGGGUUCUCUGAUAAGGUCGUCGUCGACCAUCACUAUGUGCUUCGUUUCCCCGACAACCUACCUCUUAAUGCAGCUUCACCAUUGCUUUGUGUUGGGAUUACUGUUUAUAGUCCCAUGAAGUAUUUUGGCUUCAGUGAACCAGGAAAGCACCGGGGUGUGGUUGGCCUUGGUGGGCUUGGUCAUAUGGCCAUCAAGUUUGGUAAGGCUUUUAGACUUAAUGUUUUGGUGAUCAGCCCGUCGACUAGUAAGGAGAAGGAAGCGCUUGAGCGACUAGGUGCCGACUCCUUCUUGGUUAGCCGUGACCUUGAUCAAAUGCAGGCCGCAAUGGGUACUAUCACGCCCCGUUCACAUAGAACUGGACAGGUGACUGGGUUUCCUCUGGGUAACCCAAAAUCACCAGGAUCAUCAAACACAAUAAUCACAGCACAACAAGCCACACAUGAUCAAUGGAAUAUAAUUAUGUAA